Messenger RNA from Talaromyces marneffei, 627 nucleotides. RefSeq lists its product as uncharacterized. Gene Ontology annotation, cellular component: ribonuclease P complex. Bases 1 to 627 code for a protein of 208 amino acids. NCBI's taxonomy places the organism in Eukaryota, Fungi, Ascomycota, Eurotiomycetes, Eurotiales, Trichocomaceae. Gene Ontology annotation, biological process: tRNA 5'-leader removal. The record is from RefSeq and is a predicted model, not a curated record. The transcript is spliced from 2 exons.
AUGGUCCGCAUAAAACACCGCUACCUCCUAAUCGACAUCCUGCACCCCGAACCCUCCCAAAUUCAUAAACGUGGACCAUCAUCAUCAUCAUCAUCGUCAAUUCCGGCACACCUCUACUUCCACCCGCCGACACCAGAUUCAUUGACCUCAAGCGUUCUGGCACGGUUACUACGGGAGACUAUAUCGGAGUUAUUUGGUGAUUAUGGAAUUGGGAAAUUGGGUGGUGCUUCAAGUGGGAAUUUAAUUGUGAAAUAUUUAUCACCCGCUACCUCAACGGCAAUUAUACGAUGUCCCCGCGCAGCAUAUAGACUGGUCUGGGCGGCACUUACAUAUCUCAACGCGAUCCCUGUACCUCCUACUACAUCAGCGAGAAAGUCGGAGACGACGAUGAGAAAUGCCGUUUUUCGGGUUGUCAGAGUCUCCGGGACGAUGCGAAAAGCGGAGGAGGAAGCGAUCAGAAGAGCGAGGAGGGAGAUUGGAAGGACAAAAAGAGAGAAUAUGAAUCAUGGGGGUGUGUUGGAUGGGUUGUUUGGGGAAAAGGAUGGUGCUGCUGUUGUAGGGGAUGAUGAGGCUGUUUUUGGGAUGGAUAUUGAUGAUGACGACGAGGAGAGUGAUGAUGAGUAUUGA